Molecule: messenger RNA, 1046 nt
Organism: Solea senegalensis (Senegalese sole)
Lineage: Eukaryota; Metazoa; Chordata; Actinopteri; Pleuronectiformes; Soleidae
Gene: tmem186
Product: transmembrane protein 186
Exons: 2
Coding region: 42-707 (221 amino acids)
Cellular component (GO): mitochondrion
Source: RefSeq, a predicted model, not a curated record
CUGGACUGUUUCUGCUCGCUCAUCCCUGCUCUCUGCUCAGUAUGUUGCUAGUUAAGAUCAGAUCAGUACUGCUGUGCAGAUCAACCUCCUAUGUCCUGUCCUAUACCAGAGGAUCACAUCUACUAAUGGGACGAACACCAUAUGUUAAGCUGCUUCCUGGUCACAUAGCCUUCCAGCAAAGCCUCCAUGAAUCCCUUACGCCUAAAAUCACAGCUUUGGUCAGAUACUCAGACGUGUCCUCACAGAAGUACACCAUGAUUUACACCCUGCCGCACAUUACGCUCCUUAGAGCCAUUUCCAGGCUGAAACUCCUGCAAACUGCAAUCACUGUGGUCAUCCUGCCCCCAGUAUAUGUCCUCUACCUCCAGGGAUCUGCAUCCUUUUCCCUAGUCAGUUACACAACGGGGAUGGCACUGUUUGCUGGUGCCAUGCUGUACACUGCCAGUCACUUUUUCAGGAGGGUUGUGGGGAUCAUGUACCUGGACCCGUCUCAGACUACGCUCAAAGUGUCUCACCUCACUUUCUGGGGCCAGCGCAAUGAUAUCUUCCUCCCUGUGUCAGAUGUAAUGACCAUUGCGGACACUGGGGACUCGACAAAAGAGACAAUUUUGAAACUGAAACGAUACAGCAAUUCACAGACUAUGUAUUUCUCCACUUAUUAUGGACGUGUGGUGGACCAACUGGGUUUUGAAAAGGUGUUUAAAUGAUGCAGAAUUUCUUUUUUAAUUUAACUUCAGUUGAUGGCUGUUGAUGUUUUGGCAAUAGGUAUUACCUUUGUCUAGUAACUAGUGACUGAAUGUGUGAAACAAAAAAUUAAAUCUGCUUAUACUAUUUACCCUAUUUUGUCUGAAAGCACAGGAGCAGAGAGCAUGAGAUGUAAACUUUACCACCUCCAGAAUUACUAUUUUAAUCAUAGUUGCUAUUGCUGAUCCCACCCAGUGGUCCCUGCUCAUCACUUCAUUCUGCAGUGUAGUAUGUUUUUUGGACCACUAGAUGUCCCUAGACUCCACUUAAUAUACUACAACUAUUUGAGUUGCUUGUAGUUA